CAGUUGAGUUUUCUGGUUGCUUUCUAACGCGUGAGAAAAGUGCGAAAAUUUAUUGUAAUCAAUCGUCAAUUAACGUUUUCCUGAUUUGUUGUUCAUUGAAGCAUUAAAGUUUCUGAAAUGUCGAAUAUUGUUCUAGAUAAAGACAGUUUUUAUAGGCGGAUAAAGCGUUUGUACGCAAAUUGGAAGGAGCCGGAAUUUGCGCACGAUGACUCGCUUUCGAAAGUUGACUGUAUAUUGACGGCGGUCGGAGCGGAUGAGGAAACAAUAUACAGUAAAUCGACUUCGCUCCAGACAUGGCUGCUGGGCUACGAGUUGACGGAUACGAUCACUUUGUUAUGUGAAAAGGCAAUUUACUUCUUGACGAGUAAGAAAAAGAUCGAUUUUCUGAAACCGAUCGACAGGGAAGGCGAAGAAAAUGUGCCUGCUGUUAAACUUCUUGUUCGUGAUAAGAAUGACAAGGAUAUGGCAAAUUUCGAAAAAUUAUUGGAAGCGAUGAAAUCGUCUAAAAAUGGUAAAACCUUAGGAGUAUUUACAAAGGAUAAGUUCCCGGGCAGCUUUUGUGAAUCAUGGCGCGCAUUUGUGAAGGAUAAAAAUUUCGAAAAUGUGGACAUAAGUGUCGCCAUCGGGUAUAUAAUGUGUGCCAAGGAGGACCCAGAAGUGAUCACGAUCAAAAAGGCUUGUUUGGUCACUGUGGAUGUGUUUAACAAGUAUCUCAAGGAUCACAUUAUGGAGAUUAUCGACGCGGAUAAGAAAGUCAAACAUCAGAAAUUGUCUGAAGGUGUCGAGCAGGCAUUGACCGAUAAAAAGUACGUUACUGGUGUAGACAUCAACCAACUGGACAUGUGCUAUCCGCCAUUGAUCCAAUCAGGAGGUAAUUACAAUUUAAAAUUUAGCGCUGAAAAUGAUAAGGCAUAUUUGCACUUUGGAGCAAUUAUUUGUGCCCUUGGAGCCCGCUAUAAAUCCUACUGUUCCAACAUUGUCCGCACGUUACUGGUUAACCCAACGGAAACAAUGCAAAAACAUUAUACCUUCUUAUUGAACUUGGAGGAGGAACUGUUAAAGGUAAUGGUGGUAGGCAAGAAGCUUUCUGAAGUAUACGAAGCAGGUAUGGAAUAUGCGAAAAAAGAGGAGCCAAAAUUGGUGGAAAAGUUGACUAAGACUUUUGGGUUUGCCGUCGGCUUGGAGUUUCGAGAGAACUCUAUGAUCAUCGGACCAAAGUGCGUAGCGGUGCUGAAGAAAGGUAUGACUUUUAGCGUGAAUGUUGGUCUCUCUGGAUUGGAAAACAAGAGUGCCGCUGACAAGGAGUCAAAGAUUUAUGCGCUAUUUGUUGGUGAUACGGUUCUGGUGAAUGAAGACGCGCCCGCUAGUGUAUUAACGCAAUCCAAAAAGAAAAUCAAGAACAUUGGUAUCUUUUUGAAGGAUGAUGAAGAGGAAGAUGAAGAAGAAGAGGAAAAAACGAAAAAAGCUCCAGAGAUUUUGGGGCGCAGUGGCAAGCGAUCAACAGUAUUGGAGAGUAAGCUGCGUAACGAGCAAAACUCAGAGGAAAAACGAAAGCAGCAUCAGAAAGAACUGGCCGAUGCUUUAAAUGAGAAGGCUAAAGAGCGUUUAGCCAAGCAGGGAGGAGGAAAAGAAGCUGAAAAAGUGCGAAAAUCUACCGUAUCAUACAAGGGUGGUAUCAACCAAAUGCCACGUGAGCCGGAAGUGAAAGAGCUUAAACUUUUUGUUGAUCGUAAAUAUGAAACCGUCAUCAUGCCCAUUUUUGGUGUUCCAGUUCCGUUCCACAUUUCGACCAUAAAAAAUAUUUCUCAAUCGGUAGAAGGCGAUUACACAUAUUUGCGUAUUAACUUUUUCCAUCCGGGUGCGACAAUGGGCCGUAACGAAGGCGGGAUGUAUCCAAAUCCCGAUGCAACCUUUGUGAAAGAAGUAACAUACCGUUCGACUAACACAAAGGAACCGGGCGAAAUCAAUGCUCCUUCCACUAACUUGAACACGGCAUUCCGCUUGAUAAAGGAAGUUCAGAAACGAUUCAAAACACGUGAAGCGGAGGAACGUGAAAAAGAAGAUUUGGUUAAGCAGGAUACUUUGGUACUGUCGCAGAAUAAGGGUAAUCCUAAGCUCAAAGAUCUGUACAUCAGACCGAAUAUUGUUAGCAAACGCAUGACCGGUUCGUUGGAGGCACACAUCAACGGCUUCCGCUACACAUCGGUUAGAGGUGACAAAGUAGACGUCUUGUACAACAACAUCAAAAGCUCCUUCUUCCAACCAUGUGAUGGUGAAAUGAUCAUUCUACUACAUUUUCAUCUGAAACAUGCCAUUCUCUUCGGUAAGAAAAAGCACCUGGAUGUGCAAUUCUACACGGAAGUCGGUGAAAUUACGACCGAUCUGGGAAAACACCAGCAUAUGCACGAUCGCGACGAUUUGGCUGCAGAACAGGCGGAACGUGAACUGAGGCAUAAGCUAAAGACAGCUUUCAAAAGCUUUUGUGAAAAAGUAGAAGCCAUGACUAAACAGCAAAUUGAGUUCGAUACUCCCUUCCGGGAUCUAGGCUUCCCUGGUGCUCCUUUCCGCAGUACUGUGCUACUCCAGCCGACAUCCGGUUCACUGGUAAAUCUAACCGAGUGGCCUCCAUUUGUCAUCACACUGGAGGACGUGGAACUAGUACACUUUGAACGUGUUCAAUUCCAUUUGAGAAAUUUUGAUAUGGUAUUCGUUUUUAAAAAUUACCACCAAAAAAUAGCGAUGGUGAACGCAAUCCCGAUGAACAUGCUGGACCACGUUAAAGAAUGGUUAAAUUCCUGCGAUAUCCGUUACUCAGAAGGUAUCAUUUCGCUGAAUUGGGCAAAGAUUAUGAAAACCAUCACGGAUGAUCCUGAAGGCUUUUUCGAAACUGGUGGUUGGAAUUUCCUUGAUCCGGAAUCGGAUGACGAAAACCAAGCAGAUGAUGAUUCCGAAGACGAGGAAGACGAUGCCUAUGAACCGACCGAUGACGAUGAUGAAGAGGAAUCUGACGACUCAGAGGACUAUUCGGAAGCGUCCGAAGAUGACGACAGUGGCAGUGAAGAAGAUCUUGGUUCGGAAGAAGAAUCUGGCAAGGAUUGGUCCGAUUUGGAACGUGAAGCUGCAGAAGAAGACAGAAAUCGCGAUAAGGAUGACUACGAUGACAGCAGGCAUUCCAAGAAGCGUUCUCAUCAUAGCUCAUCGAAAAGCAGCAGUCGUGACAAGCACAAGGACAAACAUCGUAGCAGUGGUAAGCACAGCAGCAGCAACGACAAACACAAGAGCAGCAGUAGCAGCAGUCACAAGCGAUCUCGGGAUGACUCCAGAGAGAAUUCGCAUCAUCACAAGAGCAAAAAGUCCAGAAAAUAAACAACUCAUCCGCGACUACAGCCUAAAUCAUAACAUUGUUUACUUUCUUUCACAUUAGUGUACAAGUGUUUUAGCCAGAGCCCAAGGUGAAUUAAGCGGAAUAUUUGUACAACUUUUGUUCUACGCUUUGUUCGUUUUAAUAGCGGUACAAUCCGGUUAUAAACUUCGAUUAAUUAUGUGUAGUUCGUUAAGUUAUCAGUUAUUAAAAACGCAGACAAACAAAACAUACAUUCGAUGCAGUUGUACAAUCAAUGUUUAGUCCUUAAACCUAUACCAAUAGGAUCACCGACGCUCAUAACGAGCUGUUUAAAGGAAAUCUCAUUUUCUCUUCUUCGCAAACAUUAUACAAAAUAUCAAAACUGCAGAAUGGACGGACUCUGAUCUACAAAGUAAUAAGCGAAUGAAAUAUUACGAAGAUGAUGGAGCACUUAU
Messenger RNA from Sabethes cyaneus, 3798 nucleotides. RefSeq names its product FACT complex subunit spt16 (gene dre4). Gene Ontology annotation, biological process: transcription elongation by RNA polymerase II; positive regulation of transcription elongation by RNA polymerase II. Gene Ontology annotation, cellular component: FACT complex. Lineage: Eukaryota; Metazoa; Arthropoda; Insecta; Diptera; Culicidae. The transcript is spliced from 9 exons. The record is from RefSeq and is a predicted model, not a curated record. Gene Ontology annotation, molecular function: nucleosome binding. The coding region runs from base 118 to 3366 and encodes 1082 amino acids.